Molecule: messenger RNA, 1929 nt
Organism: Arctia plantaginis
Lineage: Eukaryota; Metazoa; Arthropoda; Insecta; Lepidoptera; Erebidae
Source: the annotation of a GenBank genome assembly
AUGAAGGAAAUAACCACAAAGCUACCUGCGCGCAACCUGUUGACUGGCACAGUUGUCAACUGGGAAGACGAAGAAAUAGGCUUAGGAGACAGUCCGGGCAACCUCACAUUGUCGUGGAAAGACUUAUCAGUACACAGAAAAAAGAAGAUACAGACUAGCAUUUGGAAGUCUCCGGUUUACGAGGAAGUGAGAGUAUUACACGGAGUUAAUGGCAUCGUGUCAUCAGGCAACUUAGUCGCUUUAAUGGGGUCAAGUGGCGCUGGUAAAACAACAUUGUUGGCUGCCAUAAGCCGUCGAGAUAAAAGUGCCAUAACAGGCUACCUUAUGUUGAACGGGAGACUAGCUGGUGCGGACCUCAUAGCGAGGAUUUCAGGCUUCGUACCACAACAGGACCUUGCCAUCGAAGAUCUUACAGUGGAUGAACAUAUGGAGUUUAUGGCCCGCCUGAUGAUGGAUAAACGUGCAACAAAAGGAGCUCGAGCAAGACGUAUUCAGCUACUGCUAAGCGAACUCGGUGUGAACAACUGCACCCUCACUAAACUAAAGGCUUUGUCUGGAGGUGAAAGAAAGAGAGUGUCUUUAGCUGUACAGUUACUAAAUGAUCCACCAAUACUCUUCUGUGACGAACCAACAACGGGUCUCGACAGUUGGGGCGCUGCAGCCGUGGUAUCACGGCUGAGGAAACUCGCCAUUGGAGGAAAACUUGUCGUCUGCUCUGUACACCAACCGGCAUCUGGCGUCUUCGAAUUAUUCCACCAAGUCGUCCUACUAGCAAAUGGAAGAAUAGCGUUCCAAGGAACUAUGGACCAUGCUGAACAAUUCUUUGGGUCGCUGAACUACAAAUGUCCGGUCGGAUUCAACGCAGCGGAGUAUUACAUCUCUCUCCUUGGCAUCCAAAUAGACAAGGAGUUCGAGAGUCGAGAGCGCAUCAGACGGAUAUGUGAUGAAUACCAGCGGUCGAGUUACGCCGUCGAAAUUGAAAGGCGUGUUGAUGUUAGAGAUGAGGAUGAGUAUUUCAACGGUACGACGGAUGAAAAGAAUCAAUAUUUCGAAAGAUAUUUAACUCUAGUCAAAGUAAAUUACUUCGUACAAUUCUACUGGUUGAUGUGGCGAAAUAUUCAAGCACUAAAAAGAAACUAUAGCAUAUGGAUCGCUGAGUUUCUUCUGCUUAUGUUUGUAGGCUUAAUAAUCUCAAUACCAUAUGCCGGACGUUUCGAAGAGUUGGAUCAACGGGACAUACAAAAUGUGGAAGGACUUCUGUAUCUCACAAUAGCGGAGACGAUUUUCCUGUUCAUAUACGCGGUGUUCAUCACGUUUCCUAGCGAGGUGCCUAUACUCCUCAGAGAAACGGCCAGUGGGCUCUAUUCACCUUUUCCUUAUUACUUGUCCAAGAUGAUAUUUUGGAUUCCUCGCGCAACAAUAGAACCGACGAUAUUCUCGGCAUUAGUAUUCUCAGUGGCAGGCUUACGAGGUGGUUUCGUGGGCUGGCUUGGCUUCAACUUUGUUUGUAUACUCUGUGCCAACUACGCCAAUGCAUAUGGCUCAUUUCUAUCGACGACGUUCGCUUCAAUGGAAACCGCUGCACUAGUGUCCGUACCAUUCGACCUCAUAGGCACCAUGUUUUCUGGUAUCUACCUCAAUUUAGCCAGCGUUUCACCUUACUUAUCAUGGCUUAGAUACGUGUCAGGGUUCUAUUACGGCGUUGAAUCCAUAUCGGUACUGCAAUGGGACUCAAUUGAGUCUAUUGAAUGUGUAACAAAUAGUACUUUGCCUUGUAUAAAAUCCGGACCAGAAGUAUUAGACCGAUUCGGUUAUGCCGAAGAUCAUUUUUGGCGCAAUUGCAUAUGUCUGUUAUGUAUGUACUUUGUAGGUCAUAUAUUAUCCUUCUUCAUGAUGCUAAGGAGAAGUAGGCGAGCGCCUGUUUAUUAA